CAACUUCUCUUUCCCUCUCUUGAGAUAGACACAUUUCAAACAAAUAAAAAAUGGCGUUGCAAGUUUCUUCAUGCAGACCAAAAUCGACCUUGUUCUCUCUUCUCCUAUGUCUUCCACUACUUUUGCUUAUUUCUUCCUCAGUAGCUGACCUCUCUUUUAACUUCUACGCCGGUUCUUGCCCUGGAGCUGAGUUAAUCGUGAGGAACACAGUUAGAUCUGCUUCUUCCUCUGAUCCAUCAGUCCUUGGGAAGCUUCUCCGCCUCAUCUUCCAUGACUGCUUCGUUCAGGGUUGUGAUGGUUCAGUCUUGAUUCGAGGGAACGGUACAGAGCGAAGUGACCCUGGUAACGCGUCUCUAGGAGGAUUCGCUGUUAUAGAAAGCAUCAAAAAUGUUCUUGAAAUCUUUUGUCCAGGCACAGUGUCUUGCGCUGAUAUCCUUGUUCUUGCUGCUCGAGAUGCAGUAGAAGCUCUUGGAGGACCGGUAGUUCCGAUACCGACAGGGAGAAGAGACGGGACGGUCUCAAUGGCGGCAAACGUCAGACCAAACAUCAUCGAUACCGAUUUCACAGUUGAUAAAAUGAUCAAUAUAUUUUCCUCUAAAGGCUUAUCUAUUCAAGAUCUAGUCGUCCUCUCUGGAGCGCACACUAUUGGAGCUGCGCAUUGCAACACGUUCAACAGUAGGUUUAAGCUUGAUCCCAAAGGAAAUUUAGAGUUAAUAGACUCGUCUCUUGAUAACUCCUAUGCCCAAACACUUAUGAACAAGUGUUCAUCGUCAUUGGAUCCGACAACCACGGUCGUUGAAAACGAUCCAGAGACAUCUUCGACGUUCGAUAAUCAGUACUACAAGAAUCUGCUAGCUCACAAGGGUUUGUUUCAGACGGAUUCAGUUCUCAUGGAAGAUGAUCGAACGAGGAAGAUUGUUGAGAUUCUUGCAAAUGAUCAGGAGAGUUUCUUCGAGAGAUGGACUGAGUCGUUUAUGAAGAUGAGUGUGAUAGGUGUGCGAGUUGGUGAAGAAGGUGAGAUCAGACGUUCUUGUUCUGCUGUUAAUUAAAAGAAGAUGAGACCAAGUUCUAAACAGAGGGGAGCACAACUGGAAAAUAGUGUAUUAGUUAUAUUUAAUAGUGAAAUACGAUUUCUUUAUUUAUUUAUUUUCAGCUCAAUGUAGACAAAUACGAAUUUAGCAAAAAUCAAAAUUAAUUAUUACUCCACAGUAUUUUACUGAAAGAGUGGCAGAAAGUAAAAUUUACUUAUCAAGGAUUUUCAUGUGUUGACAAAACUAGUAGUGCAGGUUUAUAUUGUUUUCAUGUGCUGAAACACACUGGUUUGGAAAAAGAGUACAAGAGGUUGUUUAAUGAUAGACUAAUGAAUGUUUCGCCCAAAAAAAAAAAAAAAAAAAAA
Molecule: messenger RNA, 1396 nt
Organism: Camelina sativa (false flax)
Lineage: Eukaryota; Viridiplantae; Streptophyta; Magnoliopsida; Brassicales; Brassicaceae
Product: peroxidase 18
Biological process (GO): hydrogen peroxide catabolic process; response to oxidative stress
Molecular function (GO): heme binding; peroxidase activity
Source: RefSeq, a predicted model, not a curated record